This is a messenger RNA of Lacerta agilis (Sand lizard), 2463 nucleotides long. It is a transcript of the gene NICN1, whose product is annotated as nicolin 1. The transcript is spliced from 7 exons. Gene Ontology annotation, cellular component: nucleoplasm. Bases 225 to 887 code for a protein of 220 amino acids. Lineage: Eukaryota; Metazoa; Chordata; Lepidosauria; Squamata; Lacertidae. The record is from RefSeq and is a predicted model, not a curated record.
ACAAAGGCUUCCGCCUCCUCGUUCUCCGUAGUAGUGGCAACGUUCGUGACGUUGCGGAGCUGCCAUGUUUGUAGUGGCUUUGCGCUUGCUAACCGGGUGAGGGGAAGCCGUAGCGGGGGGAACUGCUUCACUCUUCUCUGUCUGCUCCUCUACCCGCUUUAAAGCGGGAGGUUGGCAGGAGGAAGAGGGAGGAGGAGCGAGAGCGAGCAGGGAGCGGCUGCAGCAUGGGGACCAUGGCUCAUGAGCCUGUUCCCUGCAUUUUAAAGAGCCCAGUCUCACUACAAGUGGGAGACAUGAGGACUGAGCAAGGCCGUCCUGGUGUUCUGGUGAUUGAUGUUGUGCUUCCACACUCACAGACCAUUGAUUUGCAGGAAAUAGUAUUCAAGAACUAUUACACAGCCUUUCUGACUCUACGGGUGCAGCGCCGAAACCCUGCAGAUGGUGGAAACGAAAGUCCUCCCAAGUGGGUUACUUGUCUGCACAAUUACUGCUUGAUGCCCAACCCUCACACAGAAGAAGGCUCUCAGGAUUACUUCUCUCUCUCCAGACAUCAGAUGCUCUGUGAUGUGGACCGAGUGGCUGCCAUGCGUCUCAUCCUGCGUCAACCAUCUCCAGUAUGGCUGCAUUUCACCAUUGAGGAGCUGCAGCUUUUCCCUGGGGGUCAGAAGAGUCCACAAAAAGGCUUCCCAGCUUGGCUUUCUCACCCAUCUCCUCAGGAGCGGCCAACAAACCUGCGUGAUGGACUCCCUGAUGCUGACAAAGUGUCUUCUGAACUGCAGCAAAUGUGGGUUUUGACCGAGAUGCUCCAAGCCAACCAGCCAGCAGCACGAAUUGGCCGUUUUGAUGUGAAUGGCUCCUAUGACCUUAACCUCCUUUCCUACACUUGAGUUUUCCCAGGACUCAAAGCUGACUUAAGUUCCUAAGAGCUGGACUCACUGAGCUGCACCCCCACAGUGUUGGAUUGGCUUGAGGCAGGAAGAAAUGGUGGACUAAGUCUGUUGCCUUCAUGUUCCAGUCCUUCCCUUUUCCGCUGCAUGGAGGUGGCCUUUCUGGGAACUCUCCAGCUCUACUCUGUUUUUCCUGCCAGGUCUUAUGUGGAGAUUGUUCUCCAUUUUGCACUGGACCCUGGAAGGCUGCGUUCCCUGGAACUUGAAGAUGCCUUAUUUGGGCUCUUCGUCUCCUGGUCUGUUUUUUGGAAGCACUGCUGUUUGGUGCAUGUUUCUUUUGGGGGCAAAAUCAAGCAUUCUUUCAAGAAUCUGGUACUUUGAUGGGGGCGGGCGCAGGGUGGAGAGAAGAAUCCUUCACUUUGGCAAGAGAAAUGACUUGAAAUGUCUUGAAGCUGACAAGACUGAAGGUUUUACUUUCUCAAAUUCAUGUGUUGGCUUUUCAGAGAGAACGAGAACUCCCUUGUUGCUUCCUCUGCUAUGGCUACCUCAUUUGCAACCUACGCUAUGUAAUUGUGUAGGGUUUUUAAUCAGUGGGUGGCAAUAAGAAAUGCUUCCUGAAGAGUUAACCCUCACCUCUUUUUUUCCUGGAGGGAUGUGAGUAGUUUAGUUGUGAAUUGCACAGAGCUAGCCCUCAACAACCUGUCACUAGCUUUAGCUACAAUAUUGUAAGGGCCACAUUAGAGAAAUAGUUUACCCUAAUGGAAUGGCAGUGCCAGACUGUCCUGUGUUGGAUUUUAGCUGAGUCCUGAAGCACCUUGUCAUUUCUUACAGCCACAGCUAUAGACAUGUCAAGUAGCAAAAAUAGCAUCAUGUUAGAAAGCCUGAAAAGUCAUGUCCUUGAGAGCUCCCGUAUUUAAGCUGAGUUGCAACCUGGAUUACCAGCUGUUACCUUUGUGUUCUUAAAUAUCACCAUAUUCAUCUUUCCAACUCAUUAGAUAACCCUUGCAUGGUUGUAGAUGCUCAUUUCCAGUCCAUGAAUUACUAUGCUCAAAAAUGAGUGUUGAAAGCUGAGGUGAAUAAAUGAUUGUGGUAAAAGUCUGGAUUCAGAUCCCUGCUCUGUCAAGGAGCUACUAGACUGCCUUUGAACAAUCACUUUCUCUCAACAGUACAUCUUAAACUGCCUUUCAAAGGGCUACUAUGAUGGUUACAAUGAGAAUAUUCAAACACUUCCCUUACUGACAGGCAGAGAUAUUUUUUGAACAGAACAGCGCUGCGUUGCUUCUUAGCAAGGGUAUCUUCUUGUGGUAUGGGGCACUUCCUGCAGUAAUGUCCACAAUAUGUAAUAGCCUGAUGGACCAAGCUGCAGAACAAAAUGAAUUAGUGCAGUAGGAUGUGUAGCUGACUUUUUUUUUUUAAAUGCUCGAGAACAACCUCUUUUCCAUAGCUGUGUAACUUCCUUUCAGUUAUUUAUUAUGAAUUAUGUAUGCUACUUUAUUUAUAGCUGGAAAGAGCCACAGUGAUCUUCUAACCCAUUGCAAGCAUAAUAAACUUUUACUGAGUACAGUGAAAGGCCUUU